AUGGCUGUGACAUUCGAAUCAUUAAAACAAUCAAAUCAUGUUGAAGUUCAAGAAAGUGAUCCGAUGUCACCAUCAUCGUCACCGCAACUAAUAUCAUCUAAUGAUAUUCAUGAACCUUUAACUCAUAAUUCAAAUAAAAAAAUCGAAGAACAAGUACCAAUUUCUGAAUCAGAAGAAACUGAUAUCACAACUAAUGUUGUCAAUGAUUUUAUAUCAGAUACAGAUACAACAACCAUAAAUUCAACAAAUAUGACCACUGCUGAAGCAUCAUUUACUGAAGCAACACCAGCUGAUUUACCACUAGGAGCAACACGUUCCUCUGUAGCUCGAAUUCUUGUUAAACCUGGACAAAUUUUUCGUGUUCAAGUUGAUAAUGAAGUUAAAGAAGUACAUGGUAAGUUUAUUGAUUUUCAUUCAAAGAAACGAUGA
Molecule: messenger RNA, 429 nt
Organism: Rotaria socialis
Lineage: Eukaryota; Metazoa; Rotifera; Eurotatoria; Philodinida; Philodinidae
Source: the annotation of a GenBank genome assembly